This is a messenger RNA of Onychostruthus taczanowskii (white-rumped snowfinch), 11082 nucleotides long. RefSeq names its product talin 2 (gene TLN2). Gene Ontology annotation, molecular function: integrin binding; structural constituent of cytoskeleton; actin filament binding. The record is from RefSeq and is a predicted model, not a curated record. Gene Ontology annotation, cellular component: plasma membrane; cytoskeleton; ruffle. Bases 496 to 8124 code for a protein of 2542 amino acids. The transcript is spliced from 60 exons. Lineage: Eukaryota; Metazoa; Chordata; Aves; Passeriformes; Passeridae. Gene Ontology annotation, biological process: cell-cell adhesion.
CCCCCAGAGCGGGCCGGGCCGGGCGGAGGGCGGUGGAGCGGCCCGGAGUGAUGACGCGCUUCCUGCCCUCCCCGCCGGGGGUCUGCGCCUGGAGUCCGCAGCGGCGGCGGCUGCGGGCGGCGGCGGUGGAGCCGGCGGGAGCGGGCAAGAGGCGAGCGGGGGGAAGGAAGGAAGCGAGAGAGCGGCGGGGCUUAGGCGCUCCGCAAUGCCACAGUAACAGCGUUCCCGUUGCAAGCUGGAAUUUCAUCCCCAGGGAUCCACCCCCUCGAUUCUCAAAGCUCCAGCACCUUUUUACUCAAGCAUCUUCAUAAAGCUAGAAAAUGCACUGACUGACUUCACAAGGUGCAGGUGAUCAAUUGGGUGCUGAAAUAAUUGUGACUUGGUUGCUGGAAGCCUUCCAUGUGAUCAAACAGUACUUUCAGACAAACUAAUUUUCUAUUAAAUGAAGUUUAAUUUUGAGGUACUUUAGCAGGAACUUACAAGUGACUUGGCACCAUGGUAGCUCUUUCCUUGAAGAUCUGUGUGCGGCAGUGCAACGUGGUGAAGACGAUGCAGUUUGAGCCGUCCACUGCCGUGUACGACGCCUGCCGAGUUAUCCGUGAGCGAGUGCCAGAGGCUCAGACAGGGCAAGCCUCUGACUAUGGACUGUUCUUGUCAGAUGAUGAUCCUCGAAAAGGUAUAUGGCUGGAGGCUGGAAGGACACUGGAUUACUACAUGCUGAGAAAUGGGGAUAUACUGGAGUACAAAAAGAAACAGAGACCUCAGAAAAUACGUAUGUUGGAUGGUUCAGUGAAAACAGUCAUGGUGGAUGAUUCUAAAACAGUGGGUGAAUUGCUGGUUACCAUUUGCAGCAGGAUAGGAAUAACAAAUUAUGAGGAAUAUUCAUUAAUCCAGGAGAGCAUCGAAGAGAAGAAAGAGGAGAGUACAGGAACACUGAAGAAGGAUAGGACCCUGUUACGUGAUGAAAGAAAAAUGGAAAAACUGAAGGCAAAGCUUCACACAGAUGAUGAUUUGAAUUGGCUGGAUCACAGCCGGACCUUCCGAGAGCAAGGAGUGGAUGAAAAUGAAACGCUGCUCUUGAGACGGAAGUUCUUUUAUUCAGACCAGAAUGUAGAUUCAAGAGAUCCUGUCCAGCUUAAUUUGCUCUAUGUUCAGGCUCGUGAUGACAUUCUGAAUGGUUCCCAUCCCGUCUCCUUUGAGAAGGCUUGUGAAUUUGGAGGCUUUCAAGCACAGAUCCAGUUUGGACCUCAUGUAGAACACAAACAUAAACCUGGAUUUUUAGACCUGAAAGAAUUCCUGCCUAAAGAAUAUACCAAACAAAGAGGGGCUGAAAAGAGAAUAUUUCAGGAGCACAAAAACUGUGGUGAGAUGACAGAAAUAGAAGCCAAAGUGAAGUAUGUGAAGCUGGCGCGUUCCCUGCGCACCUACGGCGUGUCGUUUUUCCUUGUUAAGGAAAAAAUGAAAGGCAAAAACAAGCUGGUUCCUCGUUUGCUGGGGGUCACCAAAGACUCCGUGAUGCGUGUGGAUGAGAAGACCAAGGAGGUGCUGCAGGAAUGGCCACUGACAACUGUGAAACGUUGGGCUGCCUCACCUAAAAGCUUCACUUUGGAUUUUGGUGAAUAUCAGGAAAGCUAUUACUCAGUACAGACCACUGAAGGAGAACAGAUCUCUCAAUUAAUUGCAGGUUACAUUGAUAUCAUCCUAAAGAAGAAACAAAGUAAAGAUAGAUUUGGGCUUGAAGGUGAUGAGGAAUCAACCAUGUUGGAAGAAUCUGUUUCACCUAAGAAACCCACCAUCCUGCAGCAGCAGUUCAACCGCACCGGGAAGGUGGAGCACGGCUCCGUGGCGCUGCCGGCUGUGAUGCGCUCCGGCUCCAGCGGCCCCGAGACUUUCAACGUUGGCAUCAUGCCUUCCCCUCAGCAGCAAGUGACAACUGGCCAGAUGCACAGAGGACAUAUGCCCCCUCUUACCUCAGCUCAGCAGGCCCUGAUGGGGACCAUCAACACCAGCAUGCACGCGGUGCAGCAGGCACAGGCCGACCUCAGCGAAGUGGACAACCUGCCACCUCUGGGGCAGGACAUGGCAUCAAGAGUAUGGGUUCAGAACAAAGUUGAUGAAUCAAAACAUGAAAUACACUCUCAGGUUGACGCAAUCACUGCAGGAACUGCAUCUGUUGUUAACCUCACAGCAGGGGACCCAGUUGACACUGAUUACACUGCUGUGGGAUGUGCAAUUACAACCAUCUCCUCCAACCUCACUGAGAUGUCCAAAGGUGUGAAACUGCUUGCUGCUCUCAUGGAUGAUGAAGUUGGAAGUGGAGAAGAUCUCCUGAAAGCUGCUCGAACCUUGGCCAGUGCUGUCUCAGACUUGCUGAAGGCUGUGCAGCCUACUUCAGGAGAGCCUCGCCAGACAGUUCUGACUGCAGCUGGCAGCAUUGGACAAGCCAGCGGGGAGCUACUGAGACAAAUUGGGGAGAAUGAAACAGAUGAAAGGUUCCAGGAUGUUCUGAUGAGUUUGGCCAAAGCUGUUGCCAACGCUGCUGCCAUGUUGGUGCUGAAAGCCAAGAACGUGGCACAGGUGGCUGAGGACACCGUCCUGCAGAACAGGGUCAUUGCUGCUGCUACCCAGUGUGCACUCUCUACUUCCCAGCUUGUGGCUUGCGCUAAGGUGGUGAGUCCCACCAUCAGCUCCCCGGUGUGUCAGGAGCAGCUGAUCGAGGCAGGGAAGCUGGUGGACCGCUCGGUGGAGAACUGCGUGCGGGCCUGCCAGGCCGCCACGGAUGACAGCGAGCUGCUGAAGCAGGUCAGCGCUGCCGCCAGCAUCGUCAGCCAGGCCCUCAAUGACCUGCUGCAGCACGUGCGGCAGUUCGCCAGCAGGGGAGAGCCCAUCGGGCGCUACGACCAGGCCACAGACACCAUCAUGUGUGUCACCGAGAGCAUCUUCAGCUCCAUGGGGGACGCCGGUGAGAUGGUGCGGCAGGCGCGGGUGCUGGCUCAGGCCACCUCGGAUCUCGUCAAUGCCAUGAGGUCUGAUGCAGAAGCAGAGAUCGACAUGGAGAACUCCAAGAAGCUUCUGGCUGCUGCAAAGCUCCUGGCAGAUUCCACAGCCCGCAUGGUUGAAGCUGCAAAGGGAGCUGCAGCCAAUCCUGAAAAUGAAGAUCAACAGCAACGUCUGAGAGAAGCAGCAGAGGGACUGCGGGUUGCUACCAAUGCUGCUGCACAGAAUGCCAUCAAGAAGAAAAUUGUCAACAGAUUAGAGAUUGCAGCUAAACAAGCUGCAGCUGCUGCUACUCAGACUAUUGCAGCUUCUCAGAAUGCAGCUGUUUCCAAUAAGAACACAGCAGCCCACCAGCAACUUGUGCAGAGCUGCAAGAAUGUUGCAGACCACAUUCCUCAGCUGGUGCAGGGUGUAAGAGGAAGUCAAGCUCAGGCAGAAGACCUCAGUGCCCAGCUUGCUUUAAUCAAUUCCAGCCAGAAUUUUCUUCAGCCUGGAAGUAAAAUGGUGGCAUCUGCUAAAGCUGCUGUCCCCACAGUGACUGAUCAGGCAGCAGCAAUGCAGCUCAGUCAGUGUGCAAAGAAUCUUGCUACCAGCUUAGCUGAGCUGAGAACAGCCUCCCAGAAGGCUCACGAAGCUUGUGGCCCAAUGGAAAUUGAUUCUGCUUUGAAUACAGUCCAGACACUCAAAAAUGAACUGCAAGAUGCGAAGAUGGCAGCUGUGGAUGGACAGUUAAAACCUCUCCCAGGAGAAACUCUUGAGAAAUGCACUCAGGACCUGGGAAGCACAUCCAAAGCAGUCGGUUCUUCAAUGGCCCAGUUGUUAACUUGUGCUGCUCAGGGCAACGAGCACUACACAGGAGUUGCUGCCAGAGAAACUGCUCAGGCCUUGAAGACUUUGGCUCAGGCAGCUCGAGGGGUUGCAGCAUCUACCAGUGACCCUGUGGCAGCCCAUGCCAUGCUGGAUUCAGCCAGGGAUGUCAUGGAAGGCUCUGCCAUGCUGAUCCAGGAGGCCAAGCAGGCCCUGGCUGCCCCAGGGGAUGCAGACAGUCAGCAGAGACUAGCCCAGGUGGCAAAAGCAGUGUCUCACUCCUUGAAUAACUGUGUGAAUUGUCUGCCUGGACAAAAGGAUGUGGAUGUGGCCUUAAAGAGUAUUGGGGAAUCCAGCAAGAAGCUCCUUGUUGAUUCGCUACCUCCAAGUUCUAAGUCAUUUCAAGAAGCUCAGAGUGAACUGAACCAGGCAGCAGCAGACCUGAAUCAGUCAGCUGGAGAAGUUGUCCAUGCUACACGGGGCCAAAGUGGGGAGCUGGCUGCAGCCUCUGGGAAAUUCAGUGAUGACUUUGAUGAAUUUCUUGAUGCUGGUAUUGAAAUGGCUGGCCAAGCACAAACUAAAGAGGACCAGAUUCAAGUCAUAGGUAACCUCAAGAGCAUCUCUAUGGCUUCCAGCAAGCUGUUACUGGCUGCCAAGUCUCUGUCGGUUGAUCCCGGAGCUCCUAAUGCCAAGAACCUCUUAGCAGCUGCAGCAAGAGCUGUGACUGAGAGUAUAAACCAGCUCAUCACACUGUGCACCCAACAAGCUCCCGGGCAGAAGGAAUGUGAUAAUGCACUCAGAGAACUGGAGACAGUUAAGGGAAUGCUGGAUAACCCAAAUGAACCUGUGAGCGAUCUCUCGUAUUUUGAUUGUAUUGAGGGCGUAAUGGAAAACUCAAAGGUUCUUGGAGAAUCAAUGGCAGGCAUUUCCCAGAAUGCAAAAACUGGGGAUCUUCUAGUCUUUGGAGAAUGUGUUGGAGUUGCAUCCAAGGCUCUUUGUGGCCUCACAGAGGCAGCAGCUCAGGCUGCUUACCUGGUCGGUAUCUCAGAUCCAAACAGCCAGGCUGGUCAGCAGGGCCUCGUUGACCCGAUUCAGUUUGCGCGUGCCAACCAAGCGAUCCAGAUGGCUUGCCAGAACCUGGUGGAUCCAGCCAGCAGCCCAUCCCAGGUCUUAUCAGCUGCCACCAUCGUGGCCAAGCACACGUCUGCUCUGUGCAACGCUUGUCGCAUUGCUUCAUCAAAAACAGCAAAUCCUGUUGCCAAGAGACACUUUGUGCAAUCUGCCAAGGAAGUUGCAAACAGCACUGCUAACCUGGUUAAAACUAUCAAGGCGCUGGAUGGAGAUUUCUCGGAGGAGAACCGCAACAAGUGCAGAAUUGCCACGGCACCGCUAAUAGAGGCUGUGGAAAAUUUGACAGCAUUUGCUUCAAACCCAGAAUUUGUCAGCAUCCCAGCACAGAUCAGCACUGAGGGAUCACAAGCACAGGAGCCAAUUCUGGUUUCUGCUAGGACCAUGUUGGAGAGCUCAUCUUUAUUGAUCAAAACUGCCCGUUCUCUGGCUAUCAAUCCCAAAGACCCUCCUACAUGGUCUGUACUAGCAGGGCAUUCUCAUACAGUCUCAGAUUCUAUCAAGAGUCUUAUUACCUCUAUCAGGGACAAGGCCCCAGGGCAGCGAGAAUGUGAUUUCUCCAUCGAUGGCAUCAACAGGUGCAUCAGGGACAUCGAGCAGGCCUCGCUCGCUGCUGUGAGCCAGAGCCUGGCCACCAGGGAUGACAUCUCCGUGGAGGCUCUACAGGAGCAGCUGACGUCAGUUGUACAGGAAAUUGGCCACCUCAUUGAUCCCAUAGCCACCGCAGCUCGGGGAGAGGCAGCUCAGCUGGGGCACAAGGUAACACAGCUGGCAAGUUACUUCGAGCCCCUUGUUUUAGCUGCAGUUGGUGUGGCAUCCAAGACACUGAAUCAUCAGCAACAGAUGACCAUUUUGGACCAGAGCAAGACUCUAGCAGAAUCUGCCUUACAGAUACUGUAUGCUGCCAAAGAAGGGGGAGGAAACCCCAAGGCAUCUCACACUCACGAUGCCAUCACUGAGGCUGCACAGCUGAUGAAGGAGGCUGUGGAUGACAUCAUGGUCACUUUAAAUGAAGCUGCAAGUGAAGUUGGCAUGGUUGGAGGUAUGGUAGACUCAAUUGCAGAGGCAAUGACCAAGCUGGAUGAAGGUACACCUCCAGAUCCAAAAGGAACUUUUGUUGAUUAUCAGACCACUGUGGUGAAAUAUUCUAAAGCCAUUGCUGUUACAGCACAAGAAAUGAUGACUAAGUCGGUUACUAACCCGGAGGAGCUGGGAGGACUUGCAUCGCAAAUGACCAAUGACUAUGGGCAUUUGGCUCUCCAGGGCCGAAUGGCUGCAGCUACGGCAGAACCAGAGGAGAUUGGGUUCCAGAUCAGGACUCGGGUGCAGGAACUUGGCCAUGGGUGUAUCUUUCUUGUACAAAAAGCUGGAGCUCUCCAGAUUUGCCCUACAGACAGCUACACCAAAAGGGAGUUGAUAGAAUGUGCUCGUGCAGUCACAGAAAAGGUCUCCUUGGUUUUAUCUGCCCUCCAGGCAGGGAACAAAGGCACACAGGCCUGUAUUACUGCAGCCAGUGCUGUGUCUGGGAUAAUUGCAGAUCUGGACACCACUAUCAUGUUUGCUACUGCUGGAACCCUUAAUGCUGAGAACAAUGAAUCAUUUGCAGAUCACAGGGAAAAUAUCCUGAAAACAGCAAAAGCUUUAGUUGAAGACACAAAGUUGUUGGUUUCUGGUGCUGCCUCAAGUCAGGACAAACUGGCCCAAGCAGCUCAGUCAUCAGCUAACACCAUCACUCAGCUUGCUGAGGUAGUAAAAUUGGGAGCAGCUAGCUUAGGAUCUGAUGAUCCUGAAACACAGGUUGUUCUAAUCAAUGCUAUCAAGGAUGUUGCAAAGGCCCUUUCUGAUCUCAUUGGUGCUACCAAAGGAGCUGCCAGCAAACCAGCAGAUGAUCCAUCCAUGUACCAGCUGAAAGGUGCUGCCAAGGUGAUGGUAACAAAUGUCACAUCCCUCUUGAAGACGGUUAAAGCAGUAGAAGAUGAAGCUACUCGAGGGACAAGAGCCCUUGAGGCCACAAUUGAGUACAUCAAACAGGAGCUCACGGUGUUUCAGUCGAGCGAGGUUCCAGAGAAGACAUCAUCACCUGAAGAAUCAAUCCGGAUGACGAAAGGAAUCACCAUGGCAACUGCCAAAGCCGUUGCAGCUGGGAACUCGUGCAGGCAGGAGGAUGUGAUUGCUACAGCAAAUCUGAGCCGCAAAGCAGUAGCUGACAUGCUAACAGCUUGUAAGCAAGCAUCCUAUCACCCAGAUGUGAGUGAGGAAGUUCGGGAGAGAGCCCUGCGCUUUGGAACGGAAUGUACCCUGGGCUACCUGGAGCUCCUGGAGCAUGUUCUCCUGAUUCUUCAAAAAGCAACUCCAGAGCUAAAGCAUCAGCUGGCCUCUUUCUCCAAGCGGGUGGCAAAUGCUGUCACAGAGCUUAUCCAAUCAGCAGAAGCAAUGAAGGGGACAGAGUGGGUGGAUCCAGAAGACCCAACAGUCAUUGCAGAGACAGAGCUAUUAGGGGCUGCAGCAUCAAUUGAGGCUGCAGCAAAGAAGUUAGAGCAGCUGAAACCAAGAGCCAAGCCCAAGCAAGCAGAUGAGACUCUGGAUUUCGAAGAACAGAUCCUGGAAGCAGCUAAAUCCAUUGCAGCUGCUACCAGUGCCCUUGUGAAGUCAGCUUCAGCAGCCCAGAGGGAACUGGUGGCUCAGGGAAAGGUUGGAGCAAUCCCUGCAAAUGCAGCUGAUGAUGGACAGUGGUCUCAGGGACUUAUUUCUGCUGCCCGAAUGGUGGCAGCUGCAACCAGCAAUCUCUGUGAAGCAGCAAAUGCCUCAGUUCAGGGCCAUGCCAGUGAGGAGAAACUCAUCUCAUCUGCCAAACAAGUUGCAGCUUCUACAGCACAGUUGCUUGUGGCUUGCAAAGUGAAGGCUGAUCACGACUCUGAAGCCAUGAGGAGGCUACAGGCUGCAGGAAAUGCUGUCAAGCGUGCAUCAGACAAUCUCGUCAGGGCAGCCCAAAAAGCAGCAUUUGGAAAAGCAGAGGAUGAUGAUGUUGUGGUCAAAACAAAGUUUGUGGGUGGCAUCGCUCAGAUUAUUGCAGCCCAAGAAGAAAUGCUGAAGAAGGAGAGAGAGCUGGAAGAGGCAAGGAAAAAACUGGCUCAGAUCCGCCAACAGCAAUACAAAUUUCUACCCACAGAGCUGAGAGAAGAUGAGGGUUAACUUUAACCUGCUGAGAUUUUUCUUCCUUUUUAUUCUUUUGUUUUCUUUUUUUUUUUCCUUUUUUUCUUUUAAAGAAAUAAGCUAAAGGGGGACAGCACAUUGAGAACUGCUCUGACAGCAUACUGAUAUGCCAAGCACUUAGCUAAAUAAACUGCCUGUCAUAGCUUUGGAUGAGCAGAGGGCAAUAAACACUUGUUCUUUCCCACCUGCUCAGCUGAGGUGCAUGAUGAUCAAAUAAUGGUACAGUGUUAGGUUCAUCAUUCCUGUUCCUCCCUUGAUUUAUAUCUCAGGAGAGAAUGUUUCACUUUUUACUAAAGAUACUAAGUCAGUAUUAUUGUCACUUUCCUGAUGCUUGAGGUAUUUAUCGUUCCUUGACUUGUUCUAAAAUAUUGAUAAUAUUAGGAAAAGAGUCAAGAAAUCUUUCAUAUGAUAAAUAUCACAUGAGCUGGUGGUUGUCCCCCAAGAACCCUUGUAAAAAGAAGACCAAGAUGGAGAAGGAUGUAUAGCUGAGUGGAGAAACACGCACGAGUGUGGGUUUGAAGAAGAAGCCUGUCCUCUUUCAGUGUUAUAUAGCUGGUUCACCCCAAAACUGGAGGAAUUGUCUCUGCAGCUGUUUGCACUACUAGUAUUAUUCCUUACCUGAUACAACAAGCUUCUGCUUGUACAGUAUUUAGGUUUACAUAAUGUGGCAAUAGCCAUUCUUUAAAGAGCUCAAAAAACAAAGAAAUGGAAACCUUGUCACUGCCUCAAUAAUAGCAGGUUCAUGAAAGAAAAUGCUGUUUCAAUUAUAUACCUCUAAUGUGUGACUACUUUUACAGUAUUAUACACACAUACACAUGCUCUAACAUUGGACUGAAUAGUUUGCAUUUUGUUUUUUUAUUGAAAUUAUCUGGUUCGUACUGUGGUAUUUCUGUUAGAAUGUAUCUCAGUUAAAAAAGGGAAAUGCCCAGUACAACAAAAGACUAUCACAACUCUUGUUAUUAUUUUAAUAAUUACAUUUAUAAUUAUUAUGUUUUGAAACCUGUGGGAAUUGUAGGAGAAAAGAAUAAGUGAUUUACAAGUAGAUUUACAGUUUUUCCUGUAAUAUAUUUUUUAAAAAUUUGGACUCUAGAGAGUUUGUUUUCAUAGUUGCUAUUGAUGAAAAAGUAUUCACCAAGGAAUUACAGAGAAGAAAUAGCAGCAGUCUGUCAGCAAUCUUUGUGCAGAAAGGUACAGUAUGCUCUCAGUAUCUCUGUUGUGACCUAAACAAUAGCAACUUGGGUAGAGUAACAUAUUUUACUAUGUGAAAAAGAGAACACAAAUCACAGCAACUUUAAGUAGCAAAAGCUAAACUGUUUGAAUAACUACAGAAACACCAUCUCUCCUAACAGUAGUUUCCAACAUGUCUCCAACUCCACUCAAGCCCUCCUAACAAUAAUGACAAGUGUGUUUAGGUCAAAGGAUGUGCCCCUCCAGUCCUUCUGAAGGCUGUGCUGUCCUUGCAUCCAGCCAGGUACAUUCAGCUGAGCCUGACUUGUGUUCUGUGCAUACCCACCUAGUUGUCCUUGCUGCAGAAAACACCUGUCUUGUAGACUCCCCAGUAACCCCCUAAUGGUAGAUUCAUCAGUUUAGAUAGUGCUAACUCCUCAUUUAAGUUACCUGCAUGAGACAGAAUUAUCAGGAAUUUUGUUACACUAGUACUAAAUAUAUAGCAAAAAUCCGCUAAAGAAUUAAUAAAUAUUGAAGUGUAAAAAGGUUUUUAUUGUCUCUUCUCUGAUACUGACAUAUUUCAGAUUCAGUAGAGUCGCUGGAAAAUCCACAAUCAUGAGAAAAAAAUGGUGUGUCUCAAAUGGAAUCACUGGCAUUGACAGAUGUGCUGUGAUGUGUGUGUGCAAUGCAAACCCUGUACUAUCAGAGAUGUGCUAUUCUGAGUUCUUUCGUUUGCUACUUCAACACAGUUCGGGUUUAUGUUCAACUCACUGUGAACAGUGUCACAGUCUGGAAUCCUCCACCGAGAAAAAGGCUUCUGUAAGUCUUUGGGCAGAAGGCUAAACUGGUGUUUAUUGUUGUAAGACCUAAAUAAAGACUGCUCAAGUGACGGGGAUUUUCUGCUCCUUUUGGUAGGUUCAACUCCUUUACAGCUUAUGCCUUUCCUUUUCUUACCUGGACAGCUUCACUUUCUGAUCUCUUUCAGAAAGAUCUGCAAGACAGAUUUGCUACUACUUCCCUUUCAACCUACCUUUAACUGUUAUUUGAUCUCAUUAAAGCAUGAAGAAAGAUGAUGCUCUCUUUAACAUCAUGCCACUAUUUUAUUGUAGGGAUAAUACUGAUGUAAUAUACUUGGGUCAGGAUGGUAUUUGCCAGUUUGAUAUAAACCAAAAAAACCUUGUCAAAUGCAGCUAUGUAUGGAAAUUAUAUAGCUAGAAAACUUUAUCAGUAUGUAGAAGGUAAGAGCAUGUUCAAAUUGUGCUCCAGAGAAAAGUGUUUGGGAAGUCCAUUUUAGCACAGCUGUUUUGAGACUUCUCUAUUUCUGAUUUAGUGCCCCCUCUUACAUGACAGAAAGUAUUUUUUCCUUAGCUGGGUGCUCGAUAGAGGAACCACAGUCAGGUGAAUAGCUGAGCUGGACAACUGAAGUAUUUUUUUACUCAGAAUUUUAGGUCUUCAUUUGUGAACCAUUAAUAUAAGGUCAUCCAAAGUCUUUCAACUUAUUCCUUGCUGUUAUAAUUUGCAGUGUUGCUGAAGUUCACAUGUGAACAUCUGUGGAGUUUGGAACUAGUCCAUCCAUUUCUUUGGCAUGGGAACUUGCAGCAGGAAGUGACAAGUUGGAGUAAGGGGUAGAUGCUAAUUAAUAAGAAGGACAGAUGUUUACUUUGUUCUGUUAACUUGUGAAAUGAUGAAUGAGCUCUGUUGUAUCUCACCCUUCUUCAUGUGAAAUCCACUCUGAGAAUUGUAUGCAAAUUAAAAACAAAAUGCCUCAAA